UUCAAUGCGGUUUCAUAUAAACGUCACUCAACGUAUAGACAAGCAGAAGUGAAAAGUAUAAAAGUAACAGCUGUGAAACUUCUACGGCCGACAUCUUUAUUCAAUGACCAACUGAUGUGCUAUGUUGACAAUGUCUGCAUUUCACGCGCACACGUUAAUCGCAAUUCAUAUCCAGUAAUUUGUAAAAUCACCGCGGAAGAGCCUUAUAGCUAAUACUACGCUGCUUCACUGUGUUCAUAAUUGAUAAUAGCGACUUCCUAUACUAAGCGGGCCUCAAUAGCUUAUUCAAAGCACUUUUUCUACCGUAUGCUCGCUAUCACGUUUCACUCAAACGAAGGUCACAACGUUCUUACAUGUGCUGCUCGUUGCGCUGCGCCAAACAUGCGUGACCAUGUAAACCAUGGUUUACGUAUCUCUAUAGGGGAGUGGAUAAAUACUAAAAGAUUACGAACAUGUUUACCACACGUUUCAUCAUACUUUUAUGAAGUUGUAAAAAAGUUGCGGAAUGUCCGACAAAACAAUCCUUCCUAUGACGUCAAAAUGUUUAUUUAUAACGCAUGAGAUUUUUUACACGCUGGGUAAAAUUUCACCAUUUUUGAAAUUCUUAAAAAAAUGGACAACAACGACGAGUUUAAACGACGGAUAUGUAAUGAGGCUGAAACUCUUGUAAAGGAUUUUCUCCCGAGAAAAAUAACAGAGUACGACAGCUUGCUUCAAGAAAACGAUUUCAAUCUAGUCAAUAUCUUUGAGGUCAAAUCUUCAACCAUCGAAUCCUUAAAAGAUUUGGACCAGAGCAAAGAAAACACGUUGGAAUCUGGAGAAACCAACUCUUCAAGCAAACCGGAACGAGUGUUUGCUACAAAUGAGUAUAUAACACGAUUAGUUGACCGUUUAAAACCCGAAAUUAUUACUCUCCUUGAGGCUGUGGGUACAUUGAGAAUGUGGGUCAUAUUGCUAAUACCAAAAAUCGAGGAUGGAAAUAAUUUUGGCGUUGAGGUCCAGGAGGAAACCUUGGGAGAACUUAAGACGGUGGAACAAGAGUUAGCGUCAAACCAGGAACAAAUAGCUGGUUAUUUUCUGUCGCGAGCAAAAGUAAUUAGUCAGCUUUGUAAAAGGCCUGGUGUACAAGAUUACAAACGCUUCGUCGAAGAAGAAGACGAGAAACAGUUCGUCAGUAUGCGGUUAAUGGUGGCCGAGUUAAGAAAUGCAUGUUCUUCACUGCAUGACCUUAUCAACAAAAAUAUUGACAAAAUCAAAACUCCCAGGAACCGCAAUACUAUGAGUAGCAUCUAUUGAAAUGAAUACAAAACUAAAAAAAUAUGAAUUUCGAAUUAUUUCACAGUAUGAAAAGGUAGGAUAUGACACCUUUUAAUUCUAAUUACUCGGCAUAUUUGGCAGUAAACAAAGAACAUUUAAAUAAUUAUAAAACCAUAUCUUUCCGACUUACCAAAGGUGUCCCAUCUUCCGCCAGAUACAAUAGCUUUCUAACUACUGAAGCUAGAAACCCCAUUUACGCUGGUUCAAAGUGUAAAAAAAUACCAAAUUCAAUAUUUUGGGGAUCUAUUACCUAGCCUGAUUAAAAUUAAUUUACUUCGAAUUAAAAUCAAAAAAAGUAUUGACAAAGACGCGUGUACUUUUUAUUAUUGUCAACCGGCGUGGCAGGGCUGUUCAAGCUCGUGUCUAUUUCACAUUAACAACGACGAAGUUACAUAAGAAUACAGACGCUUAAAACAACCUGCCAACAUACCGAGCUUAUAAGCGAAUAUGCGGGCAAUGGAACUUUUGGCAACCAGCUGGAAUAAAAGCGUUUACGGCACGAAAUAAAAGUACAAAACAAUUGAAAUCAAUAAGCAUGCUAAAAGCGCGACGCAGUGCAACAAGCCGCCGAUCUUGUUCGAAAAUAUACAUUUACACACGUUCAGGCGGUAAAAUAAAACGUGUACGGCGAUAACGUAAGUAUAGAAUAUAUUUCUUUAGUCUAUGUAUAUAUGAUUAUGCACUGCGAGCACGUACAGAAAUGUUGUGGGCUAUGUACAGCGAAAAACGAGCGCGAAAAAAAACAUAUUGCUUUGGG
Ciona intestinalis (vase tunicate) is the source of this 2074-nucleotide messenger RNA. Its product is annotated as proteasome activator complex subunit 3-like. Gene Ontology annotation, cellular component: cytoplasm; proteasome activator complex; nucleoplasm. NCBI's taxonomy places the organism in Eukaryota, Metazoa, Chordata, Ascidiacea, Phlebobranchia, Cionidae. Gene Ontology annotation, biological process: regulation of proteasomal protein catabolic process; positive regulation of endopeptidase activity; regulation of G1/S transition of mitotic cell cycle. Gene Ontology annotation, molecular function: endopeptidase activator activity. The record is from RefSeq and is a predicted model, not a curated record.